AUGGCCGGAGCGGGAUCGUGGGAUCGGGAUCGGAGGAUGGUCGCGGGCUUCCCGACCGGGGCGGCCCUGCCACUGCUGCUGCUGCUGCUGGCGGCGGAGCAGACCGCACGACUCUACACCGUGGUUCAUUACUUUCUCAUCGGCCAUCCCGCCCGGGCCUGGAUGACCCUGUCUCUGUUCUUGCCUGGUGGUCCAGUCCAGUGCCUCAGCUACUUUUGGUUCCGGGCAGACGGGGUCCGAGGCUGUCCCCUGAUGAUGGUGCAUCUUCUGCAGCUGGGAAUAUGGAAGCGGCACUGGGACUCCGUAAGGGCAGCGGUGUCUCACGAAAGGGGGUCUUCCCGACUGGGACAGUUGUGGCUGCAGGAAGGAGAUCUGUCCGGUCUGCGCCUCCUGGAAGCCCUGCUUCAGACGGGGCCUCACCUGGUGCUGCAAACAUACGUGUUUCUCGGAGGGGGACUAAAGGACGCGGUCCCAGGGGUGAGUGCUCUGCUCUCCUGGUUGUCGCUGUCCUGGGCUCUAGUUUCUUAUGCCCGUUUCACCUACCUGCUGAAGCCGGGUCAUCUGGCCAUGCCGUGGGCGGCCUUUUUGUGCCAGCUGUUGUGGAGGAUGGGCAUGCUGGCCACUCGGGUCACCACUCUGGUUCUUUUUACCCAAGUCUACCAUUUUUGGGUCUUGCUGGUUGCAGGUGGCCACUGGUUGGGGAUGACCGUCUGGCUCGUGGCCCAGCAGAGCGACAUCAUCACCAGCAUUUGGCCCUGGAGGCUAUUCAACCUGCUGGCGGGAGCCCUGUAUGUCUUCUGCUACAUGAAUUUCUGGGACAGCCCCUCCAGAAACAGACUCAUCAUGUUCUACACGGUAAUGCUAAUAGAGAACGGAGUCCUUUUGCUACUGGCCACAGACUUUCCCCAGGGGGCUUCUUGGCGCAGUGCAUGGAUAAUUGCGGCGGUCCUGUCCGGAUUUGUCAUAGGCUGUGCCUCCCUGAUAAUUUAUUACAGCCUGCUACACCCCAAAUCCACCGAAAUCUGGCAGGGUUUCCGAGGGAAGUCCCGGGGCGCUUCCGGGAAAGGGCUUUCUUUCCCGUCGGCCGGUCUGUCCGAGGAAAGCUUAGAGACUCCGGCCUUCGCAGAGCGCGGCCACGCAACGUCCCCGAGGAACUGCUCCAUCUCUCCCUGGGGCGCGUCAGUUGAAGAGUCACGGAGUCUCCCUUCGGGGAAGGAGGGUCUCGGAACCCACCACCACUGGCUCUUAGUGAGGUUGGCCUUGAAGACGGGAGACGUGUCCAAAAUCAAUGCAGCCUUUGGAGAGGGUGACAUCGGCAAUGUUUUUCUAGCCACCCGGGGAGUAAAUCAAGAUUGGGACCCGCGCCUGUCGGAUUCAGAGAGGGGCUUUUCUGGCCUUCGGAGAAAUGGACCGGUAGCCCAGGGGACUCCAGGGAAAGCUUCAGAAGCCCAGGACAGCCCAGAAACCAAAGGAGAACGGUUGGACGCUUCAAGUUACCUCACCCUUCCGAGCAGCCAGUAUGACAACAUGACAAUCCCAGACGCACGGCUAUCUGAUCGUGAACGUCCCGUGAAGGAGAGGGGCACCCAGGGGUUGGCAGGGGGCUUCUUGGUGAGCGAGAGGAAUCAGGAGGGAGGAGAGACAGGCCGAAACCCACCCCAGCCGUCUGGGAGGAGUGAUGAUGCGGAAAGAUGUGGUGAACGAGCAGGAGCCGAGAAGAGGCAGGAGAGCACCACGUUUUACUACACCGCCCCGACGGAAGGGAGUGGGUCUCUCUACUGGGGUGGCAAACCGUCAUUGGGGCCUACCACAACCACACUGGGCCCCAAAAAGGAUAGCCAGACAGGAUCGAGGGCAGACACCGGGACGUCUCCAGUCUCCCUGUCCGGCCUGAGCCCAAUACUGGGCCGGGCCUCGGUCGGCAGCCGGAGACGCAGUAUGGAUCUGGGGGAGGGCGGCGGGUGCGCCUUGCCCACAGCGUCCGCGGACGCUUCGCAAGAAGGGCAUUGGACGGUUGAGGGGCACCAUCUUGGAUCAGUGGGGGCUUGGGAGUCUUCAGAGAAUAGCGCGCUGGAGACCGCGGAGGAGCCGUGCUUCACGUCUACCCCGAAAUCUCAAUCUUCCAAGCAGGGCUGCGAUUGGAGGGAGAGACUGAAACGAGAAAACAGCGUGCUCUUCUGAAAGCCAAACGUGGCGUGAUCUUCUCUGUUAAUGCGGCAAGGAUGUUGGUUGGUGGUGAGAAAUUCCUGCCCACCUUAGAGUCUUGGAUCCCUUCACAUCCAUUCCACCCCUCCUCCUGGAAAUGAAAGGCAGAUCAGACAAUCCCAUCUCCUCUAAUGGAGAGGGUCUGUACUCAAGGAAUACGUGUCUCCCUCUC
Tachyglossus aculeatus (Australian echidna) is the source of this 2377-nucleotide messenger RNA. RefSeq names its product XK related 5 (gene XKR5). Gene Ontology annotation, biological process: engulfment of apoptotic cell; apoptotic process involved in development; phosphatidylserine exposure on apoptotic cell surface. Gene Ontology annotation, cellular component: plasma membrane. NCBI's taxonomy places the organism in Eukaryota, Metazoa, Chordata, Mammalia, Monotremata, Tachyglossidae. The transcript has 7 exons. The record is from RefSeq and is a predicted model, not a curated record. The coding region runs from base 1 to 2181 and encodes 726 amino acids.